Molecule: messenger RNA, 624 nt
Organism: Stegostoma tigrinum
Lineage: Eukaryota; Metazoa; Chordata; Chondrichthyes; Orectolobiformes; Stegostomatidae
Product: histone H2B 1/2-like
Exons: 1
Coding region: 2-382 (126 amino acids)
Cellular component (GO): nucleosome
Molecular function (GO): DNA binding; protein heterodimerization activity; structural constituent of chromatin
Source: RefSeq, a predicted model, not a curated record
GAUGCCGGAUGAGAAGAAAGCGCAGGCAACUUCCAAGAAGGGCGCCAAGAAAAUCAUCAAGAAGGCGCCGGGGAAAGGCGGCAAGACAAAGAAACGAUCCAGGAAAGAAAGUUACGCCAUCUACAUCUAUAAAGUGAUGAAGCAGGUUCACCCCGACACCGGCAUCUCCUCCAAGGCGAUGAGCAUCAUGAACUCGUUCGUCAAGGAUAUUUUCGAGCGUAUCGCGGGGGAGGCUUCCCGCCUGGCCCAUUACAACAAGCGCAGCACCAUCAGCUCCCGGGAGAUCCAGACCGCGGUGCGGCUGCUGCUGCCUGGGGAGCUGGCCAAGCACGCCGUGUCGGAGGGUACAAAGGCGGUGACCAAGUACACCAGCUCCAAGUGAGACCCCACAUUGUGCUGAGAAAAACACACAUCCAAAACCCAACGGCUCUUUUCAGAGCCACCCACAAUUUCAAUGAAGCAGUUGAACCAUUUUACGUUUGUAAAUGAUUCUCGGUGUCUAUGGUUAAUGUCCCUAAUCUUUAUCUUUGUUUACACAAACGUUCUAAACAUUACCGUGCGGUCCCUGUCCCUCUGUCGGUUACUUUCGGUUGCCUUCCUACCCAGUCUCUCCUCCCUCGCUGU